This is a messenger RNA of Topomyia yanbarensis, 2994 nucleotides long. RefSeq names its product DNA repair and recombination protein RAD54-like (gene okr). Gene Ontology annotation, biological process: double-strand break repair via synthesis-dependent strand annealing; reciprocal meiotic recombination. The transcript has 6 exons. The coding region runs from base 140 to 2497 and encodes 785 amino acids. The record is from RefSeq and is a predicted model, not a curated record. NCBI's taxonomy places the organism in Eukaryota, Metazoa, Arthropoda, Insecta, Diptera, Culicidae. Gene Ontology annotation, cellular component: nucleus. Gene Ontology annotation, molecular function: ATP binding; ATP-dependent chromatin remodeler activity; DNA translocase activity.
UUGAGUCAAAUUUCAAAUAUUAUUACAAACAGCGUGUAGAACAAAAUAUUUCAUUAAAAAGUUUUUCGUUCGAUUUCUGUAACAAUUCAGCUUUAGAUCUAAAGGUUUAUUUAUUCCUGAAGAGUAUAUUUCAAGCAAAAUGCGAAAAAGUCUGGCGCCAAGUCAAAGCACAGCGCUUUCACCGGUAAAUUCCACAUUCAAAAGUCCAAUUUCGAUAAAUCACAAACGAACGAGAGAAUGUCGGGAACGAUCCAAAAAUCACUGCAAAGAUGCGGAACCUCCACCAGCGAAAUUAUCCGCCUCAGAGUACGAGAUGAUGAUUCUGCAAAUUUUGACUCGUCCGUUCAAAAUUCCGAUUCCGAAUUACGUAGCGGAACAUACUACACGAUGUUUGGGUAUGAAACGACCCGCCGCUCGAAGGGCCCUUCACGAUCCGUAUGCCUGUAACUCUCUAGUGCUGUACACACCGGACGAUCUUUCGGAGCAUGAUAAGCUGAAGAUGGACCAAAACAAGAUCCAGGUUCACGUCGUCGUCGAUCCUCUGCUGGGAAAUAUUCUUCGGCCGCAUCAGCGUGAAGGUGUAAAGUUUAUGUAUGAGUGUGUUACCGGGAAGCGAGGAGAUUUCAAUGGAUGUAUUAUGGCUGAUGAAAUGGGACUUGGAAAGACCUUGCAGUGCAUAACGCUUCUGUGGACUUUGUUGCGACAAAGUCCAGAUUGUAAGCCUACGAUUGGUAAAGCAAUCAUCGUCUGUCCAAGCUCACUGGUUAAAAACUGGGACAAAGAAUUCGGGAAAUGGCUCGGGUGUCGCGUGAAUUGUCUGGCAAUGGACGGAGGUUCGAAAGAGCAUACAACCAAAGAACUUGAACAGUUUAUGGCCAACCAGAGUUUGCGACAUGGAACACCGGUGUUGAUCAUCAGCUAUGAGACCUUUCGAUUGUACGCCAAUAUUUUGAACAGUUCCGAUGUCGGAGCAGUGCUUUGCGAUGAAGGUCAUCGUUUGAAGAACAGCGAGAAUCUCACCUAUCAGGCGUUGAUGGGAUUGAAGACAAAACGGAGGGUUCUAUUAUCCGGCACUCCUAUACAGAAUGAUUUGACAGAGUAUUACAGUUUGUUGCACUUUGUCAAUCCUGGAAUGCUGGGCAGUACAGCUGAAUUUCGCCGUCAGUACGAGAACCCCAUUCUCCGUGGACAGGAUGCAAAUUCCACGGAAACUGAGCGUAAGAAGGCAGCGGAACGUCUGCAAGAGCUUUCAGCUCUUGUUAAUCGUUGUAUGAUUCGGCGGACAAGUUCUCUGUUAACCAAAUAUCUGCCUGUGAAGUUUGAAAUGGUGAUUUGCGUCAAAAUGACCGAGAUUCAGAACGAGCUUUAUAAGAGCUUUCUCCAGUCGGAUUCCAUUCGCAAAAGUGUGCUGGAGAAGAGCGAAGUCAAGGCCAGCCUAACGGCACUUUCUAAUAUAACUUCGCUCAAGAAACUCUGCAACCAUCCGGAUUUGGUUUACGAUAAAAUUCAAGAGCGAGCUGACGGUUUUGAAAAUGCACAUAAAAUUCUACCAAGCAAUUAUAGUGCUAAAGAUCUCCGACCGGAGUUUGGCGGAAAACUGAUGCUGUUGGACUGUAUGUUGGCCAGCUUAAAGAUGAACACAAGCGAUAAAAUAGUACUGGUUUCAAACUACACACAAACGUUGGAUUUGUUUGAAAAACUAUGUCGAAAACGUGGAUACGCCUAUGUUCGGCUGGACGGAACAAUGACCAUCAAGAAACGUGGAAAAGUCGUUGAUGAAUUCAAUAAAGCGGAUUCGAAGGAGUUCAUCUUUAUGCUAAGUUCGAAAGCUGGUGGCUGCGGGUUGAAUUUGGUCGGUGCAAAUCGACUGGUGAUGUUCGAUCCGGACUGGAAUCCGGCAAACGAUGAACAGGCGAUGGCUCGCGUUUGGCGCGACGGGCAGAAGAAACCGUGCUUUAUUUAUCGAUUGUUGGCGACUGGAACCAUCGAAGAAAAAAUCUUCCAACGUCAAACGCACAAAAAAGCUUUAUCCAAUACCGUGGUGGACAAUGAUGAGGACGGCGAGCGACACUUCACGCAGGAUGACCUAAAAGAUCUAUUCCGAAUGGAUGAGUCUACUCUAUCGGAUACGCAUAGCAUAUUUAAGUGCAAAAGAUGUCUCAACAAUAACCAGAUCAAGUUGCCGCCAGACGAUAGCGAUUGCACGUCGGAUUUAAUGCACUGGUAUCACUGCUCCAAUAACAAGGGCAUCCCGGAUGAAAUUCUGUCCAAGUGUUGGGAGAUUACCAAAUGCAUUUCAUUUGUGUUCCACCACCGUUCGAACAGUGCCGUCGUCGAACAGAAGCUGACCGAACAAAAACGUGCUGAGGCUCUAAGGGCAAAAGAAGAAUCGAAAGAAGCGGAAGAUUCCGAGUCUUGUGGCGAAGAAGAUGAGGAAAAGGAAAAUGAUUCCUUUUCCGAUGAUGACCGCGAUGAAGAUUUUGUGCCAACAAAAUGAACUAAUAGUCAGUUGAUUAUUGUUAUAAUUCCCUUUUUUUCGAAUAUGAAUUAUGACAAUCUAAAUUGUUAAAAAAAUUCAAAUUGUGUAAUAUCGCAAUAUGUCUCGUGAACAUUCGAUAAUUUAUUUAACUUUAGAUGCCUUUGAACAUGCACUCCGAGUCGUUCUUUGCAUUCCUUGUGAUAGUCGUUUUAUCAUUCAUCUCACUCUCAUUAGGUUAAAACAGAACAACCCCAGACCCUAAUAAAAGUAUUAUACUCGAACUUUAACCCAUAUAGUGCAAUGAUUCCAUAUAUUGUUUGGAUGAUGGUUUGGUCGUAAGCUCUUGAAUCAUAAGAUGCUUAUUAGGGGAGGGCCAACUCCUUUUCUUAAUUUUUCACGAUAUUCUCUGAAUCGACUUCUCCCCUGAAAGCAUAACCUAAUUUCUUAAUAACUAAAUCAAUAUUAAUAUUCACUUUCCAUUUUAUGAAAAUAUAUAUUAACAUUUCCAUAUCAAC